GCCCGUGCUCAUGAAGUUUAGGCCCGGCACGGCCCAUAAAUUAUUCGUGCUCGUGCCGGGCUGACCCAUUUAUUUCGUGCUCGUGCUCGUGCUCGUGCUCUAACCGUGCCGUGCCGUGCUAGCCCGUGGGCGGCACCGCCCGGUGCCUACGUACAGGUGGGAGUUUGGUUCGUGAUUUGCAGUUUAACAUGCAAAUCACACCGAACCACAUAUUGUUUGGCUAAUCACUAACCGUAUAUUAUGGUUAGUGGUUUUGUUGUUGUUAGUGAAAUUGUAAACUUUUUUGUAAUUAUUACGGUUAAACCACAAUAAUUGCACAACCCACACUUAUUCAUUAAAUUUUUUUUAUACGUAUCAGUAUGUAAUUGACUCGCUCCUACUGUCACUCUAGAAAAUGGCCAAGUGUAACCACUUCCUAAUGCGUAGUAUAGCGGGUUUGGGUUUUAAUGUCAACCCAGGUCCUAGAUGUGAUGACUACUCAACGAAUUCUUAUUAUUUAGCGGUGAAACUUUAGUGCAGGUUCAAACAAGCAAGCAAUUAAACGGUUGUUUUCAAGUUGAGAGAGGUCACCCGGAUAUGGUUCCCCCUAGACUGCAGUUAAGCCGGGUUGUAAUUUACCAAGUUCAAUUCCUAUGAUAGUUAUACUGCGGGAGGUUCUUAAGCAGUCUGAAGUUCAACUAAAGGUCUCCAGACCCUCUCAAUCUGAGCCCCCAGCGGGCGACUAGCCUCCACCAGAGUAAACAGAUUGAGGCCCUAACGAACCAAACCUCCACUACCGAAGUAAAUUCGGUACAUUAUAGUGAAUUGACUCCUCGACUAAAGUCGCCAAUUCACUACCUUCAAUUAAGGGUGCUCUAUCAACCUAGGCAGAUAUUCUCUUUCUAGGCUAAAGUAGAAAUAACAGGAAUUUGAUCAGGAUUCAUGCCAUUCAAUCAUUCAAACCUCAAUUGAAUAUAAUCAAAUCAUAGAAUCUGUACUUGGGUUCAUACAAUCAGACCUAACAUACAAAUCUAGGGUUCUCCAUACCCAGAUGAAUAAGAAAACUACUCCAUAGAGAGAGAUGGAAAAUCUAGCUCAGAUGCGGAAACCAUACUGUGAAGGAUGAUAAUCUGCUUAUGGCGCUCAAUCGGAUCUUCUCCAAGCUCAAGGAUCGAUCAAAGACACUUGAAGACUCAGUUUCGUCACUUUCUCUCUCUAGGUAUCGCUCUGUCUCUCCAAAACUCAGAACUCCUUCUCCUUUGGCUCAAAUCUGCUUAAAAGGCCGGCCCUGGGCAAAACACGGUCGAGGGCACAGCCGUGCUUUGGUUUUGCCCGCCCGUGUUUUGCCCCGUGUUAAAAACACGCCCGCGUCGGCCAAAACACGGUCGUGCCUAAAUAUGGACACGGUCGUGUUUUGCUUUAGGGCAGCCCGUGUGUUAUGGGACAAUCCAAGUACCACAUCGGUUAUACAAGGGAAGGAACCCUUGUAUAUUAGUGUCCACCAAUCUCAUUAGUACGAGGCCUUUUGGGGAGGACACCCAAAAGUAAAACCGUGCGGGCUUGGCCCAAAGCGGACAAUAUCGUACUAAUGAGCAGCCCGGUUAUGACAAGUGGUAUCAGAGCCUGGUUCGGCAGAUUCGGGGCGGUGGACGUCAGUUCGGUGGACCCUCGCUCGGUGACCUCGGGGUUUGAGAUCUGCAUCUGGUUUGGUGGAUCCAGGAGAGAUCCACGUUUGGGCUUGGCGGAUCAAAGAGAGUUCCGCAUUUGGGAAGCAGAUCAAAGAGAGUUCUGCGUCUGGUAAAGUCCUUGUAUCGAGAAUCCCAUCGAUACAAGGCAUCUGGCGGAUCAAGAUAAUUGAUGAGGUGAGGACACGAUGUUCGUGGUCCUUGGCUUGAGGGGAGGAUUGUUAUGGGACAAUCCAAGUACCACAUCGGUUAUACAAGGGAAGGAACCCUUGUAUAUUAGUGUCCACCAAUCUCAUUAGUACGAGGCCUUUUGGGGAGGACACCCAAAAGUAAAACCGUGCGGGCUUGGCCCAAAGCGGACAAUAUCGUACUAAUGAGAUUGGUGGACACUAAUAUACAAGGGUUCCUUCCCUUGUAUAACCGAUGUGGUACUUGGAUUGUCCCAUAACAAUUCUCCCCUCAAGCCAAGGACCACGAACAUCGUGUCCUCACCUCAUCGAUUAUCUUGAUCCGCCAGAUGCCUUGUAUCGAUGGGCUUCUCGAUACAAGGAAUUUACCAGACGCAGAACUCUCUUUGAUCUGCUUCCCAAAUGCGGAACUCUCUUUGAUCCGCCAAGCCCAAACGUGGAUCUCUCCUGGAUCCACCAAACCAGAUGCAGAUCUCAAACCCCGAGGUCACCGAGCGAGGGUCCACCGAACUGACGCCCACCGCCCCGAAUCUGCCGAACCAGGCUCUGAUACCACUUGUCAUAAACCUCCCCAAAAGGCCUCGUACUAAUGAGAUUGGUGGACACUAAUAUACAAGGGUUCCUUCCCUUGUAUAACCGAUGUGGUACUUGGAUUGUCCCAUAACACCGUGUUUUGCUUUUCCAUCAGUUUAGCUCUCGGCAAUAAAAACACUGGUGUGCCUGUUUGUGUACACGGUCGUGUUUUGGUUUAGGCCAGCCCGUGCUUUGGCCCCAGCUCGAGCGAAUGACUUCCAAAUGCCCCGAAACUCGUGCUUCGCCUUUCCUUCGACGUUUAGGACCUGAAAUAUGGCAAAGUAGUACAACCCGGCGUAAAAUGGGCCAAAAAUACACGACUACUAGCCGCAAACGGAUAAGAACUAAGAGUGCAAACAUGUGCAAAUACAUCGUUAUCAAAUUCCCCCACACUUAACCGUUUGCUUGUCCCCAAGCAAACCUAACUCAAACCAAUGCAACUCUCCAGACCUCUAUAGCAACAAACAACCCCCAUCGUCGGUAGAGGAUUUUCUAGAUCAUAACGCAGCUUACGAGGCCAACUGGUCUUCUAAGACGUCCCCUAUCUCUCUCAAUGCGAGUACUAGACUCAAGCCAGGAUCAUGAGAAGAAGUAGAAGUAAGACAGUGAGUUCAUGGAUAAAGGGACUCACACCAUUCACAAUCAAGGACUCGCGAUACU
This is a messenger RNA of Linum trigynum, 3085 nucleotides long. NCBI's taxonomy places the organism in Eukaryota, Viridiplantae, Streptophyta, Magnoliopsida, Malpighiales, Linaceae. The record is from the annotation of a GenBank genome assembly.